AAAAAAUCUCACUUUUCCUCAUCUUCUCUCUCUCUCUCUCUCUCACCGGAGACAUCAAUUCCUCCUUUUUGACUAAAAUUACGCGACUUGGGGCUUUGAUCCAUUCCCUUACUGAAUCUCACUUCCUUUUCUCUUUCUCUCUCUAAUUCCCCUUUAGGUUUUGUUCUUCUUUGAUUCUUUCCAAAAACUACUAUGCUGCUCUGAUCAAAACAAAUCAUCUCUGUAACCUGUCUUUGGUGAGAUGGCUUUGGACAAUACCGAUCCUGUCAAAGCUCAAUCGAAGACCAAACCUAACGAGACUGAGAAUCAAAAAAGGAAGGAAAAAAACGAUGUCGUUUGCAACACUAAAGGCCAACCCUUUCAAGAAGAAGAAGAAGAAAGAGAACCAAGUGGGUGUUGGGUCAAGUUUAGGUUCAUGAUUGGUUGCUUACCUUCAAAAUCAGACCUUGAUGCUUCCACUACCACCAGCACAGUUACUACAAUGGAAAGUAAAAAAUCAACUGAACAAGCAGCUGGUCCUGUUUCCUCAACCACAACAACUAGCAAUGGAGGAAGCACUUCAUCAACUCCAAUGAUCAGUGAAGAGCUUAAGGCUUAUUCUAACUUGAGGAACUUUACUUUCAAUGACCUUAAGCUAGCUACUAGAAACUUUAGACCAGAGUCUCUUCUUGGAGAAGGAGGUUUUGGUUGUGUCUUUAAAGGAUGGAUUGAAGAAAACGGAACUGCUCCUGUUAAACCUGGUACUGGGCUUACUGUUGCUGUCAAGACGUUGAAUCCUGAUGGUCUUCAAGGUCACAAAGAAUGGCUUGCUGAGAUCAAUUUCCUUGGUAACCUUCUUCAUCCGAAUCUAGUUAAGCUGGUUGGUUAUUGCAUUGAAGAUGAUCAAAGGCUGCUUGUUUAUGAGUUCAUGCCUCGAGGAAGCUUGGAGAAUCAUCUUUUCAGAAGGUCGUUGCCUCUUCCUUGGUCUAUCAGGAUGAAGAUUGCAUUAGGUGCUGCAAAAGGUCUCAGUUUCCUCCAUGAAGAAGCUUUGAAGCCUGUCAUUUAUCGAGAUUUCAAAACAUCAAACAUCUUACUUGAUGCAGACUACAAUGCAAAACUAUCUGAUUUUGGACUUGCCAAAGACGCUCCUGAUGAAGGCAAAACACAUGUCUCUACACGAGUUAUGGGUACAUAUGGCUACGCUGCUCCUGAGUAUGUAAUGACUGGUCACUUGACAUCAAAGAGCGACGUUUAUAGUUUCGGUGUUGUUCUCCUCGAAAUGCUUACUGGACGACGGUCCAUGGACAAGAACCGCCCAAACGGUGAGCACAACUUAGUGGAAUGGGCAAGGCCGCAUCUACUUGACAAAAGAAGGUUUUACCGGUUACUUGAUCCGAGACUCGAGGGUCAUUUCUCAAUCAAAGGUGCUCAAAAAGUGACUCAGCUUGCUGCACAAUGUCUAAGCCGUGACCCUAAGAUUAGGCCAAAGAUGAGUGAUGUUGUCGAAGCACUUAAACCACUUCCGCAUCUUAAGGACAUGGCGAGCUCUUCUUACUACUUUCAGACAAUGCAAGCAGAACGUUUGAAAAAUGGUUCAGGGAGGUCUCAGGGAGGUAAUGGGUUUGGAUCAAGAAACGGACAACCGCAACCUGUGUUUAGGACACUGUCUAGUCCUCAUGGUCAACAUGGUUCUUCGCCUUUUCGACAUCAGGUUCCUUCUCCAAAGCCUAAAGGAGCAACUACAUAAGCUCUUUUGUGUGGACAAAGGCACAACAAACAAAAGGCUAAAUGGUCAAAGAAGCUUUUAUCGUUUUUUAAAGCGGCAAGGAGAUAUUUUUGUAACCGAUGUUACGGUAACUCUUUAAUGGAUUAAUGUAAAAAACGAUGGACGGUUGUCUAUGAAAAUCUGAUUUUAAUGUGAAACUAAU
This is a messenger RNA of Eruca vesicaria subsp. sativa (arugula), 1907 nucleotides long. The record is from the annotation of a GenBank genome assembly. NCBI's taxonomy places the organism in Eukaryota, Viridiplantae, Streptophyta, Magnoliopsida, Brassicales, Brassicaceae.